Messenger RNA from Salarias fasciatus (jewelled blenny), 6043 nucleotides. RefSeq names its product tensin-like. Gene Ontology annotation, biological process: fibroblast migration. The coding region runs from base 128 to 5116 and encodes 1662 amino acids. Lineage: Eukaryota; Metazoa; Chordata; Actinopteri; Blenniiformes; Blenniidae. The record is from RefSeq and is a predicted model, not a curated record. The transcript is spliced from 35 exons. Gene Ontology annotation, cellular component: focal adhesion. Gene Ontology annotation, molecular function: protein binding.
CCCACCCCCCCUCCCCCUGCCCCCCCUCCCUUGUUCCCAGCCACAAAUUGGAAUUGCAGACACCGAGCCAGACAGGAUCCUAUCCCGGAGAUAAGAGGCUGGCAGACAAGACGUGACAGACGCAGGCAUGGCUCGCCUCAACUGGUGCCUGGCUGCCGUCAUCAGCUGGGGCAAGUUCCUCUUUGCCUGCUUCUUCCCUCUGCGGGGGGCCAAACGAGACAAGCCCGACGAGCUGGAGGGCGUCCACACACACACCUUCAAGCUGAAGCCCUUCAAGAAGGCCAAGAGCUGCGAUAUAUGCAAGCAGGCCAUCACCAAGGAGGGCCUCAUCUGCAAGGCUUGUCGGUUAUCCUGCCAUAAGAAAUGUGAAGUUAAGGUCACCACGUCAUGUCAAACAACUACCAACUAUGAGCUGCCUCCCACUCCUCAGCUGCCAUUAAAGCAUGUAGAUACACCGGGAUCGACAAGAUCCUGCAAGAGCGUGGAGAUAAGGCGAAAGCAGUCCCGGAGUCAGAGCGUGGUCCCGGCCAUGGAGGAGAGCUACGAGGUGGACCUGGUCUACAUCACGGAGAGGAUCAUCUCCGUCUCGUUCCCUGCCGGCGCCGAGGAGCGCAGCUACAACGCCAACCUCAAGGAGGUGGCGACCAUGCUGCGCUCCAAACACGGCGAGCACUACCUGGUGCUGAACUUGAGCGAACAGAGGAACGACUUAUCGAAACUGAAUCACAAGGUCUUCGAGUUCGGCUGGCCGGACCACCACGCUCCAGCGCUGGACAAGAUCUGCAGCAUGUGCAAGGCCAUCGACACCUGGCUCAACGGAGACCCCCGCAACGUGGUGGUGCUGCAUAACAAGGGGAACCGAGGUCGAACCGGGGUGGUGGUGGCUGCGUACAUGCACUACAGCAACAUAUCGGCAAGUGCUGAUCAGGCGCUGGACCGGUUCGCCAUGAGACGCUUCUACGAGGACAAAGCACUUCCAGUGGGACAGCCGUCACAGACCAGAUACGUCAGAUACUUCAACGGCCUUCUGUCCGGACACAUAAAGAUCAACAACAAGCCCCUCUUCCUGCACCACGUCAUCAUGCACGGCAUACCCAAUUUCGAAUCCAAAGGAGGCUGCCGGCCUUUCCUGAAGAUCUACCAGGCAAUGCAACCAGUCUACACAUCUGGAAUAUACAAUGUGCAAGGCGACAGCAACACCAGUAUCUGCAUCACCAUCGAACCCGGGCUGCUCCUCAAAGGAGACAUCUUGCUGAAGUGUUACCACAAGCGGUACAGGAACCCGACCAGAGACCAAAUCUUCAGGGUACAGUUCCACACGUGUGCCAUCCACGACCUCGGGGUGGUUUUCGGGAAGAGUGAGCUGGACGAGACCUUUAAAGAUGACAGAUUCCCAGAAUAUGGAAAGGUGGAGUUUGUCUUCUCGUACGGACCAGAAAAAAUUAAAGGUCUGGGCCACCUGGAGAACGGACCCAGCGUCUCUGUGGACUACAACACCCAGGACCCUCUGAUUCGCUGGGACUCCUACGAGAACUUUAUCCAGCGCUGGGAGGAAACCACCAACGGGGAGCACGAUGUUGGUCACACUCAAGGUCCACUUGAUGGAAGUCUUUAUGCAAGGAUCCGCAAGAAAGACUCCCUGGAGGGAGUUGUCACCAUCAACGGCCUCCCAGUCCAUGAAAAUCCUUUGACCAGCACCGAGAACCCGUUACAGCACGCCAGCCAUCCCCUGCAGACCGCCGAGCAGACUCUUCCCGUCACGGGACACACCUCCCUCCCGGCUGUUGAUCACACCCUGUCCGUCAGCAGCGACUCGGGAAACUCCACCGCGUCCAUCAAGACCGAUCGCACAGAUGAGCACAGCCAGUCUCUGCAGAGCGCCGCGAGUCACAACAACCCGGCGGUGACGCACCCGCCCAUCAGCCCGCAGGAGAAGCGAGAGCUCGACCAGCUCCUGACCGGCCUCGAGGCCCCAAAUCAGAGGCAAGCUUACUUAUCCACGUCCACCAGUCCGGGAGGAGGAGUUCGACAUCUGGUCCCGGCGCAGGUGCACGUCAACGGGGGCCACGCCAGACUGAUUGGCGCCCCUUCGACAGAGGAGCGGGAAACGGAUAUCCUUGACGACGAGCUGCCUAAUAGCCAGGAAGGCAACAGUGUAGACAGCUUGGGCACCAUCUCGUCUUUAGAGGGCCAGGCGACACCCGCAGAUCACUACUACCAAUCGCAGACACCUGUCAGUGGCCAGAACGACGGGCCAUACCUGGAGAGGAGUGUCCUUGGAGAAAAGCUGAGCGAGAUGCCCGUGCAUGGAGUACAAGCCACUGCAGCAAUGCAGGAGAGGCCCGCGGACCCGCCGUUAACACAGGGGGGUUACAACAAUUACCAGAACGGAGGGGGGAUGUACCGCUCACAGUCCUUUGGGAACCCGGCCGUCGGCAGCCCCGAGAGCAACCCAAAGUCGAUGCCCAGGGCCCCUGAGAGGAGCACCAGCAGCAGGGAGGCUGUUCAAAGGGGUCUGAAUACGUGGCACCAGCACAGCCUUCCAGAUGACCCGUUCGGACCCCCUCUCCAGUCAACGCACAGCUUACCGCACUUCCCCACCUCUGCCUCGCAGAGGGACAUCGAGCAGUCGAUUGAGGCGCUAAACAUGCUCAUGCUUGACCUGGACCCAAUCAACUCCCACAUGUCCAAGUCUCACAGUGCGCCCCCUGGGGAGAAUAGCCUUAAUUCCACCCAGGUGCCCUUCUCCCAGACCCUGGCCAGACCCUCAUACCAAGCAGACUCUGCCAUCCAUGGCUAUAAUAACUCAGUUGGCAACAGCUUUCAUCAGCCGGCACGAUCGACUGGGAGGGUGACAACACUGCCCAACCAGAGCCCAGUUAUGGAGUCUCCUACGUAUUCUCCCCAGAGACCCAACGCUGGCUACCAACACCAAAACACCACUCCGACGCACACCCCCGAACCCUACCUCCACACGCGGCAGGCACCCCAUCACCAUGCCAUCGACCCCUCAUCGAAUUUCACCCAAAAGCCUAUGAACUCACACCCAGGUGGCGGGGUUUCACACUCCCCAGAUCUGCAAGGCUCCUCUCCAUACCCGGGCUACAGCGCCUCCUCCUCCCCCCUCCCCGCGCUCACCCCCCAGCCCAAGGACACGUCUUCUACAUCCUUGGCGAGAGAGCAAGACCCAGAGGAGGAGCUGAACCUGGAAGGCCUGGUGGCUCACCGCAUUGCUGGGGUGCGCUCCAGAGGAAUGACCCCUGAAGUGACGCAGGAGACGGGCAGGCGCCGCACCACGAGCGAGGGCCAUUACCAGAGCGGCCAUGAUUCGACGUCGGCUGUGCACUCAGCAGACUUUGCCAACAAUCUGGCGAUGAAUCCAGGAGGACGACCCAGAGAGGGUACGGUGCACAGCUACCGGGAGGCAUUCGAGGACAGCGAGGCAGACCGACUCGCCAGCAGCCCCAACUUUGCUGGCGGUGGUGAGAGUUCCCCGCCGACCCCCGGCUUCCCCGUAUCUCCACAGACUCCUUACUUCAACAUGCCUCGCUCCCCUCUGGGUUUGGCCAAGACUCCCCUGUCGGCGCUGGGCCUGAAGCCUCAUCAGCAGGGAGGAUCAGACUCUUCUGAUUCUAAUGAUGGAGACCAAGAUAAUCGUGGUUUUGGAGCUCAGCAGUUCAAUACUCCUCUGUCUUCCAGCAGUCCCAUCCACAGUGCUGAUGGUCGAGGGACUGGUUCUCCCAUGAACGCCAACCGGCCCGCCUCCCCCGAGGGCUCCCAGGUCAACAUCAUGGGCAUCCACACGGUCCCAGGCAGCCCCAACACGCUCCACCGCACGGUGGCCACCAACACGCCGCCAAGCCCCGCCCUCCAGAGACGCCUGGGUCAGGCCAGCCCCUCGCUGGCGAGACACCCGCCCCCGGGCGGCGUCCCGUCCAGCCCCCUGAUCGGGCGGAGCCCCAAAAUGGCGUCAGCCGGUGUGCCGCCCAGCCCCCUGAUGGGGCGCCGCGCGAUGGCGAGCACGCCCGAUGAGCUGGGUGCCGCGUCCCGCCAGGGCAGCUCCCAGCCGCCCGCCACGCCCGCCUUCCCCGUCUCCCCCCAGCUGCCUGAGAAGAGACACCUGUCCAGCGGAGACGCCGAGAACAAGAACCUGACGCUGACGCCGGUCAGCGGCGGAAGCACGCCCAACCUGUCCGGCGCGCUACCGGACGUCUCCAAGUCCAUAUACGAUGGGUAUCCGGACAUCAAGAUGAAUGUGAAGUUUGUGCAGGACACCUCCAGGUUCUGGUACAAACCGGAUAUCUCCAGAGAACAAGCCAUCAACCUGUUGAAGGACCGGGAGCCCGGCGCCUUCAUCAUCAGAGACAGCCACUCGUUCCGCGGCGCCUACGGCCUGGCCAUGAAGGUGGCGUGCCCGCCGCCGACGGUCCAGCAGAACAAGAAAGUCGGAGACAUGACGAACGAGCUGGUGAGACACUUCCUGAUUGAAACGAGCGCCAAAGGCGUCCGCCUGAAGGGCUGCCCCAACGAACCCUACUUCGGGUGCCUCUCGGCUCUGGUGUACCAACACUCCAUGACCCCGCUGGCCCUGCCCUGCAAGCUGAUGAUCCCCACCAAAGACCCAAACGAAGAAGCACUGGAGCUGGCCACGCCCACUGAUCCCGUCCUGGAGCUUCUCAAGCAGGGAGCAGUUCAGAAGGCUCCAGAAGAAGCUCAUGCGUGCAACGUCCUCUACAUCAACUCGGUGGACAUGGAGUCUCUGACGGGGCCUCAGGCCGUGGCCAAGGCCAUCAGCCAGACGCUGGCCAGCAACCCGCUGCCCGCCGCCACCACUGUGCACUUCAGAGUGUCGGCACAGGGCAUCACGCUCACCGACAGCCAGAGGAAGAUUUUCUUCAGACGGCAUUAUCCCAUCAGCACGGUCACUUUCUGCGACGUUGAUCCCCAGGACAGGAAAUGGGGUAAAGAAGGAGGCGGCUCAGUGAGGCUUUUCGGAUUCGUGGCCCGGAAACAAGGAAGCACAACAGACAACGUGAGCCACCUGUUCGCCGAGCUGGACCCCGACCAGCCCGCCUCCGCCAUCGUCAGCUUCGUCUCCAAGGUGAUGAAGCGAUGAGACCUCUCCGGCAUCAUGGCGACGGCGAUGUCGUUGGGAAACCCCUCUUUUUCGCCGGGACCGGACGGCGUCGAUCGAUUCUUUCUGUCUCUCUCUCUCUCUCUCUCUCUCUCUCUCUCUUGCUCUCUCUCUCUCUUUUGUCCUCUCCGCCUUGCCCGGUUUGUCUUUUUUUGAAGGCAUCAGUGUGGAUCCAGAGUGGAGCUGUGCACGUGACAAACAUGGAGGAGAAACGGCGUCCGCCGGGGUCGCCGGCCCUCCCGCUGGGAGGAGAUCAGAUGCAAAGGGGGACUUUGUACGUUUCAGGGUUUUCUCUGUUCUUUGUUUUUUUUUUUUUUUUUUGUUGAUUUACCAAAGGUAGUUGCAAUACAAAUGUGCAAGAAUGAUGUAGCUACUUAAGCCAUUGUUACUAUUAUUUUAUUUUGAAAAGACGAAGAAGUGGAGGGAAAAAAAGAAAAGGAAAAAAACGUUUUUUUCUUCUCGAACUUCAGGAAAAAAGUUGAGCCUUAACGGCUUUGAAGACUUUAUGCAUGUUAGCUUGAUCUUUAAGCUCGAUUCUUCUAACUUCUUCCUCAAAGACACAAAGAAAAAAAAAAAAGAAGUGGCGAAAGCGUUGGAGCGGCCGAUUUCUGGGUCUGUUGUGUGUUUUGGAAAGGGCUCUUGCAGUGAUUAAAAACUGCGCAUGGCAGACCAGAUUUUAAAAUAUAUAUGAAUAUAUAGAUACAACAAGAAGAGGAAGAUUAAAAAAAAAAAGAAUAAGCAGAAGAACAAAAGAAAAAGCCACUCGCAUCACCUCAAGACUGUUCGUCCACCAGAUGGCGCCGCCGCUCAUUCGGGCUCCUCUCGCUGCUUUUUGCAAGUUUGAAAAAAACACACUGGAAAAAAAAAACAAAAAACAAAACCCAGAGGAGCUGGACCUAUGCACUGUUC